This is a messenger RNA of Anolis carolinensis (green anole), 2083 nucleotides long. It is a transcript of the gene higd1a, whose product is annotated as HIG1 hypoxia inducible domain family member 1A. Gene Ontology annotation, biological process: negative regulation of apoptotic process; mitochondrial respirasome assembly. The transcript has 4 exons. Gene Ontology annotation, cellular component: mitochondrion. Bases 151 to 438 code for a protein of 95 amino acids. NCBI's taxonomy places the organism in Eukaryota, Metazoa, Chordata, Lepidosauria, Squamata, Anolidae. The record is from RefSeq and is a predicted model, not a curated record.
GCGCUUUCUGGCAAGGGGGUGGGGAAAGAGCGGCGGAAAUUGCGUCAGCGCGUGAGAGGGGGCGGAGCCAAGAGUAGUGAGGCCGGGCAGAAGCCGGUUGGGCGCCUGAGGUGACGGUCGAAGCGUGUGGAGCUCCGUUAAAGAGGUAACAUGGCAUCUGAUUCGCAGAACCCCCUUGCUGGCUAUGAGCCAGAGGAGACGGAAGGCUCAAAACUGAUGAGAAAAUCCCGGGAGUCUCCAUUUGUCCCGGUUGGCAUUGCAGGGUUUGCCGCAGUGGUGGCCUAUGGGCUGUACAAGCUGAAACACCGAGGGGACACCAAGAUGUCCAUCCACUUGAUCCACAUGCGAGUGGCGGCGCAGGGCUUCAUCGUUGGCGCCAUGACGUGUGGUGUGCUGUACUCCAUGUAUCGGGAAUACUGGGCCAAGCCCAAGCCCUAGGACGGGGCCGGUGGGAGCCCGCGUGUGCUGACGUUCUUAUGUACUCUAGAUUUAGGCCUCACACGGAAGCGGUGCUGCAAUGAAUUCUUGGUACAUCUCACGCAUGGUGUCCACCUGUGUGCUGCCAGUGUUACCCUUGAUUAUUAUUUUUCCCUCAGUCUUGGGGAAGACUGUCAUUCGACAUUUUACAGAUCAAAACUCCUUUUUCACCGUACCGACGUGGCACUGGGCCGUUAGGUGACUUCGAGGCGCACGGAUUCCACGCUCACGGGACUUGUUCCUGUCAAUUGUGGUUGAGCGGGGAAGGGGGAAAUUGGGGAAAGAGAGCCUUUCGGUCACUCUGGGUUUCUUUAAAUUCACAUAUAGAACAAAUAACUCUGUAAUAUUUAAUAUUGGAGAGAUGAGCCUUAAAUAGAGCGGAUUAAACUAUAUUUUAAAGUCUUUUAUUUAUUAAAUAUGGAAGCUUUAUAACUUGUACAGCUGGGAGCGGCAUGGCAGUUUGCACAGUUCUGGGAUGCAUUUGGUCCCAUUUAUAGCAAAGGGCUUAUGUGUUGUUGCACUUAUGUGUGCUGUAGAAGGCCUGUCCUUUCAGGUUGUGACCUAGGCAUGGGCAAACUUUGGCUUCUAACAUUGGCUUCUGUAGUCUAACAGACACAAGCCUCAACUGGCUUCUAGCUUCUAACAUUGGCUUCUGUAGUCUAACAGACACAAGCCUCAACUGGCUUCUAGCUUCUAACAUUGGCUUCUGUAGUCUAACAGACACAAGCCUCAACUGGCUUCUAGCUUCUAACAUUGGCUUCUGUAGUCUAACAGACACAAGCCUCAACUGGCUUCUAGCUUCUAACAUUGGUUUCUGUAGUCUUAACAGACACAAGCCUCAACUGACUUUUGUCAUCCUUUUAAAACAACAUUCUAAACCAGGCAUGGGCAAACUUUGGCCCUUUCUCCAAGUGUUAUGGACCUCAACUCCCAGCAUUCCUGACAGCCUCAGGUCUGAGGCUGUCAGGAAUGCUGGGAGUUGAAGUCCAUAACACCUGGAGGGCCCGAGUUUGCCCUUGCCUGAUUUAGAAUGUUCAGUUUUAAAAGGAUGACUUUGUUGAGGCUUGUGUCUGUUAGACGAAGCUAGAAGUCAGUUGAGGCUUGUGUCUGUUAGACAAAGCUAGAAGUCAGUUGAGGCUUGUGUCUGUCAGACGAAGCUAGAAGUCAGUUGAGGCUUGUGUCUGUCAGACGAAGCUAGAAGUCAGUUGAGGCUUGUGUCUGUCAGACGAAGCUAGAAGUCAGUUGAGGCUUGUGUCUGUUAAACGAAGCUAGAAGUCAGUUGAGGCUUGUGUCUGUUAGACGAAGCUAGAAGUCAGCUUAAGUGGCGGAGGGGGGAAAGGAAAGGCCUGAGGCUGCGAGGAAUGGUGGGAGUCGGAGUCCAAAACACCUGGAGAGAGGGCCAAAGUUUGCCCAUGCCUGGUGUAACUUGUUAGUAUCAUACUGUGUAGGCAUACAACCAUGAGUGCAGUGGAAUUCAAAGUCAGGGCUUUCUUUCGGGCACGUUCCCUCAGCUUUCAUCGUGGUGUCCUGGGCCUUGCAAAUCCGUGCUGUAUACAUCUAAUCCAAUGACUUCUGGUUUUAUUAAACUCAUGUGUACAUAAGAACA